Bicyclus anynana (squinting bush brown) is the source of this 3619-nucleotide messenger RNA. Its product is annotated as RING finger protein 10. The coding region runs from base 288 to 2441 and encodes 717 amino acids. The record is from RefSeq and is a predicted model, not a curated record. Gene Ontology annotation, biological process: positive regulation of transcription by RNA polymerase II. The transcript is spliced from 11 exons. Lineage: Eukaryota; Metazoa; Arthropoda; Insecta; Lepidoptera; Nymphalidae. Gene Ontology annotation, molecular function: transcription cis-regulatory region binding; metal ion binding.
UUUUAUAUCGGCUGCCGGCUGGUAAGCUGGUCGCCAUAUUGGUGGCGAAUAAAAUAAUUUGUUUUCGUUUGUGAUAAUCGUCGGGAGCGACGAAAGGGAGUAUAUUAUACUCCCUUUUUGUGUCUAAAGCUAUUAUCAGUGUUAUUACCGUUAGGCUAGCUAUAAUAAUUAUUGAGAAGUUUAAAUUUUUCUUUGUUUUGUAUUAAAAACAUGGCUUUUUAAAAUGUCGGCCCUGAACGUAAUUUACUCGUCUCCUUGCGGAGUUUCCCGCUCGUUUGUUUUUGUGGAUGUUGGAAGAAUCCAGAAUGGACAAGAAAUCUAUAAAUCGCUCUUUACAACAGUCGAGACCCGUUGCCAUCGACUCUAAAAAAGGCACAGAAUCAUCUUAUAAACCUUGGCCACGAAAUAGUAAGAAACGUGAAGGAACAGCUAAUGUAUCAAAAAAUGAUCUAUCACGGAAGAAUGUCCCAUCACAGAGAGGCAGAGGUCAAAUGGAUAAGCGCCCGCAGCCCCGUGGUACCACCAAUUUCUCAGUGGGUGGAACGCAGAACACCGGGAUAGAAGAGGAUGAAGAGCCUGAAAUAGGCUCAGUGUUUAUGCCUGGCAGCAAAAAGCAGAACUUGAAUCAUUUGCUGAACUUCAUGUACCCCUCACGUGGGGGGCCAGACUGGAGGGGUCCUGUGCCACGGCGACAAGGCCAGCAGAGGGUCUCUUACAGACAUGAACAUGAUCUUUACCUUCGCGCCUACUGUCAGUUUGUGGUCAAGGAAGAUGGAGAAUACAAGGUGAACUUGAUGGAUCCUGAUUUGCCUCUAAAGUGGGAGCAAAUUGAGGAAAUUGUGGUGAGAAGUACGGGACGUUCGGAAUGCCCCAUCUGCCUGGGUGCUCCGGUAGCGGGUCGCGUGGGUGUGUGCGGCCACGUGUAUUGCUGGGCCUGCAUCCUGCACUACACAGCGGCUCAUGAGAAGCAACCUCCUCCGUGCCCAGUUUGUGCUACGUCCUUGCAUGUGGCCGAUAUGAAGCCUACUCGAAUGGUGCAGUGGGAAUCGCCUCCUGAUGAGGUGACAAUGCGGCUAGUGCGACGUUUGCGCGGAUCAACCAUAGUGGAGGUGGCGCCUCCUCGCGGGCAGCUGACGGACACAGAGCAGAGUCACAUCCUGCCCCUGGACCACCUGCAGGGGGCACCUUUCGCUAAACUGUUCUCAGCUACUAAGCAACAGGUGAUGGACAUCUUAGAGAGAGACAGGAAACAAAUUGAAACACAAAUAUUGGCAGAGAUUGACACCACUGAACUGGUGUAUUUGGAACAAGCAUUGGAAAUGCUAAAAGUGAAAGAAAACAACAUGAAUAUUCAAAAUGAAGAACCAACUAAUAUGAAUACAGACAUAGUUGAUGAGGCACCCACAGUUUUUGAAAAGCAAAAUGUCACCAGUGAUGUAAAACUUGAUUGGUUUGACGUCACAGAGGAGGGAGCCACUUGUUUGGAAGUAGCAGAUAAGAUGACAACGUUGGAAAUACAAUCACAUUUGAAUCCCAAUGCGCAAGAGUUUGAAUAUGACAUUAAUGACAAUUUGAAUCGUCCCGAAGAGUUUCCUCUUGAAGAUGAUGAUGAGAUAGCUGAAGAAGCUGUUUAUGCAGAUAUUGACAAACAGAACCAGGCGAAAUACUUUUACUUCUACCAAGCUGAAGACGGCCAGCAAGUUUUCCUCAACAGCCUGAACGUGCGCGUCCUCAACGCUUCGUGGGGCGCUUUGGCUUCGGCUCCGGAGGUCAUCCGCGGUCGUGUUCUGCACCGCGAGACAUUCUCACUUACUGAGCAGACAAGAAAGCACAUGCCAUUUACUGCUCACCUUCCCCUUCACUGCUCCUUUGACAUUGUGGAGCUUGAUUUAAAGACACCAUUUGUAACUGAUGCAGCACUUGGAAACUUUGCGGCGGAACUAGAGCGCCGCGCACGCAUGCGCGCCAAACAGGAGCGCGACGAGCGCCGUCGCGAGCGAGCGUACCGCCGCGCUAUGGAGGGUCCCCCCAAACCGGACUUUUCCUCCCAACUGCUGUUUCCCCCCGCUCCACCUACUUACGGUAGUCCCCCGCUCACCGAAGUGUCCAUACCUGCGUGUGAGCUAACACCGUCUACUAGCUCGAGUUCGUCGUCGCAGCAACCUGCUAGUCCAUCGACGAGUGUGAUUUCGCCCACUGGAUUAUCCUUUGCUAAGAUGGCGGGCGCAAGCGGCAUGUGGCGUGUGCGCAAAUCAACGGCGCCUCCGCCACCACCUCCACCCGAUGAGGACGAGGGCUCAGAACCGAGGGCUGCACUAUUGAGCGACGCUAUAGAGGCUGCAUUAUUAGCUAGCAGCCCCACAGCCAAAGGCUCCGGCAAAAAGAACAAAAAAUCCAAACAAAAAGUCCUAUUUGCAACGGGGAUGCACCGUGCCUCAUAAAAUAUUCAACAAACUCACUGUUACCAUCCACAGACAAAUAUAAUCAAGAUUUAUUUAUAUUGUGUUAUAUAAAGUUAUAUAUAAUGAUGGGUGCAUUUUCGUGUGCGAGAAUUGUUAUUUUGUCAAUCAAGUGUUUUCUGAUAGUUGCUAACUUGUCAAAUAUUGCAUUAUGACCUGAUGGUUUCCUCUUGGUCUUGUAUAAACUUACUUACUGUUCCCACUUGUUGAAAGCCAACUUGAUACAGUUAUUUUAAAGCUGAAGAUAAUAAUUUAUUUGUCUGCAGCUUGGUGUCUGUUGGACACGCAAUACAUUCUUAGCACUACUGCCAACAAGUUGGAAUGUAAAGUGAUAUUAGACAGUCAAAUGGUGUAUUGAAACAACUUACCUGUCCGAAAAGUUACACAGUACAUCAGCAAAUCCAAUAAAGCUGAUUGUCUUAGUACAUGAAUAAUGUAAAAUGCAGUGUAUGUGGAUAACAAAGUAGGCGUUACUUUUAGUCUGGCAAGUUCGUUAAUAACACUCCCAUGAUAUGCGGGCGACAGGGGGAAGACUGCGCGGGUGUGAAUCGUGCUUGUGGGAAGUGACGUGUAUCAGUCGUGGGUUUUUCAUUCAUCGCUACACGCCCCCCCGUCCCGCGCGGAAUAUCGAGAGUUAUAAACGAAGUUGACAAGCUAUAGUAAUUGUUUGUUUAUGCUUUUUAACCGACUGGUGGUAUGUAUGUUGUUUUGUCUCUACGAGUCUACCCAUCGGAUGUAAAACUAUUAAUGCUGCGUUUUUUAAGUAUAAUGAUUUUCUAUUUAUUCAGAGAUUGUGUUAUGUAUGCUAUAAUAUAUUAUAUUUUAUUAAAAAAAAUAUGAACAAAGUGCCCUCUGUACUUUAACUGUUCAUUUCACUGCAAUAUGGUAAAAAGCGAACAACAUUUCAAAUUGUAAAUGUAAUUUUUGCUGUGUUUAGGUUAUAGCUUAUCAUGGUUCUUGUGGUUCUUAGUUAUUUUUUUAAUGUUAUUUUUUUGCUCUACAAAAAACUGUAGAAACUACUAUGUCUAUAAAAGUAAAAAAUAAAUGUAUCGAAAUAUUAAAAAUAUUUUGCUUGUUGAAAAGACGGUUGAUUAUAAUAGUAGUUUUGUUUGCGCCCAAAAAUUAUUUAAUGGGUUAUUAAUAAACUUCUAUGUGAAUUA